ACGUGGAACUCUGUUCACCAAAUACAAAGGCAGUGACUUGUGACUUGUGAGCAUUUCUGCAAGAGAAGGCAUCUAGUUUAGUAACUAGCUCAGUACAAUUAAUUAUACAGAAGUAGAUAACAAACAAAACAUGGGUGUUCUCAAGGACGCCAUGGGAGACGCAAUUCUGACCUCUAUGUGGAUCGUCAGCAUACCCCUCACAAGGAUUUUGAUCUCCAUCUUCAUUUCCUAUGUGGGUAUUCAACCAAAGUCUCUCUCAGGACUUUUCACAUCAACCAUUGCUACAUCUCUUCGUCUCCUAACCUUCAACUUGUUCUCAAGAGCCUUAGGUGGAGCAAACUUUAACCCUUCUACGGCAACCGCUUUCUACGCUGCUGGCCUUAAAUCCGAUGCCUCUCUCAUCUCCAUGGCUACCCGAUUCCCAGCUCAGGCUACCGGCGGAGUGGUCGGUGUCAAGGCACUUCUGAAAUUCAUGCCAAAAGAGUACAAAGGUUUUCUCAGAGGCCCUUCUCUGAAAGUUGAUUUGCACACAGGGGCCGCAGCCGAAGGGGUCUUGACUUUUAUGUUUUGCUUUUCAGUCCUUAUGGUGGUGGUGAGAGGUCCCAAAAGUCCAUUUUUGAAAGUAUGGUUGCUUUCGUAUGUGACUACUGGAUUGUACUUUUUGAGGUCUGGGUAUACUGGGCCUUCUAUGAAUCCGGCUAAUGCAUUUGGCUGGGCUUAUGAAAAUGACUUGCAUAAUAGUUGGGAACAGUUCUAUGUUUAUUGGGCUUGCCCCAUUAUUGGAGCCAUUGUUGCGGCCUGUCUUUUUCGGGCCUUGUCUCCGAAACCAGUGAUUAAGAUCACUAAGAAGAAGAAAGAGUAGAAAGAGGUAGUUGAAUGUGACUUCAUGAAUUUAUAAGUGUAUAGAUUAUGUAGGGAUCAAAAUAUGCUGUAAUAAAUGCUUGGUGAAGUGUGAUUACUCAGAUUUAAUAUUGUAAUA
Molecule: messenger RNA, 979 nt
Organism: Cannabis sativa
Lineage: Eukaryota; Viridiplantae; Streptophyta; Magnoliopsida; Rosales; Cannabaceae
Product: aquaporin SIP1-1-like
Exons: 1
Coding region: 131-862 (243 amino acids)
Biological process (GO): transmembrane transport
Cellular component (GO): membrane
Molecular function (GO): water channel activity
Source: RefSeq, a predicted model, not a curated record